UCAGCAAAAAAAUGCAAAUUCUUCGAAUGAAGCUAAAGGAAAAGAAGAAACUGACUGAAAUUGGCUGAAAGUGCACAAAUGAUAACAAUGAGAAAUAAGUUCCCAAAAAUUGUAUGACCUGUGUUAGAUUUGUCAUAAUGUGCUGAGCCUCAAAAACUGCUCAAGGACCUCUGCCAAGGUAAUUAUUGUAUGCUGACCGGUGCUCCACCUCGAGAUUGACAUCUGAAGUAUAGUACAAAGAAAGGAACAUAAAAUGUUUUAAGGCCAAGUCCAAAUCCAAAGAAGCAGCAACAUGGUAGCAACAUACGCAGUGAGCCAACAUCACCUGUUGAGAAACGUCUCAGAUGUUUACGCCAACAGUUAUGACACGGACUAUGAAGUUCCACCUGAGGAAAUGCCUGACUCCACGAAAGGCCGUGCUUUUUUCGUGGCUACCAUCGUCAUUGGGGUGGUGCUCAUUGCUAUCAUCCUAGUGUGCGGUGUGGGCAACUUCCUUUUCAUUGUCACCCUGGCCUGCUACAGGAAACUACAUAACCUCACUAACCUGCUAAUUGCCAACCUGGCCGUGUCAGAUUUCCUUGUGGCCGUUGUGUGUUGCCCGUUCCUGGUGGACUACUAUGUGGUAAAAAGGCUGUCAUGGGACCAUGGACUUGUUCUGUGUGCCUCCAUCAACUAUCUGAGGACAGUGUCUCUGCAUGUGUCCACCAAUGCCUUGCUGGCCAUCGCUGUAGACAGGUACAUGGCAAUAGUUCAUCCUCUGAGGCCACGCAUGAACUACCAGACAGCGCGCUGCCUGAUCGUAGGAGUGUGGAUUGUGCCUAUGCUCAUCUCCAUCCCCUCUGCCUACUUUGCCUCUGAGACCAUGUACUCCCAUGUUGCCAGCAAGACCAAAAUAUUUUGUGCUCAGAUCUACCCAGUGGACCACCGCAUGUUCUACCGUACAUAUUUCCUGUUCAUCCUUCUUGUAGAGUUUGUGGGCCCUGUAGUUGUCAUGGCAGCCUGCUACACUCAGAUUUCAAGGGAGCUGUGGCUCAAGGGCCUGCCGGGUUUCCAGACAGAACAGGUCCGCGGACGACUGCGCCGCCGAAGGAGAACGGUUGUGGUCCUCAUUGGGAUCCUGGCUGCCUAUGUCCUUUGCUGGGCCCCAUACUACGGCUUCGCUCUUGUGCGUGACUUCCAUCCCACCCUCAUCUCACGAAGUAGGAACUUCCUGGUAGUCUUUUACGUGGUAGAAUGUAUUGCUAUGGGCAAUGGCAUCAUCAACACAUUCUGCUUUGUCAGCGUCAAGAAUAGCACAGCGAAGCACCUGAAGAAGGUUGCCCUGCUUCACUUCAGAUCUGCUUAUGGCCUGAGCAGGAACAAAAGUGAGAUGGAAGUGCGGACUUCCUCCCUGCAGGUGACAGAGGAGCCUGACUGCUUACGGCUCAAGGAGAGAAAACACACCGUAGGGUUGACAGCAAAAUACUGAAUUGCUGAGAAUGGCCUUGGGUCAA
Messenger RNA from Scleropages formosus (Asian bonytongue), 1493 nucleotides. Its product is annotated as prokineticin receptor 2-like. The record is from RefSeq and is a predicted model, not a curated record. Gene Ontology annotation, cellular component: plasma membrane. Gene Ontology annotation, molecular function: neuropeptide receptor activity. Lineage: Eukaryota; Metazoa; Chordata; Actinopteri; Osteoglossiformes; Osteoglossidae. Bases 293 to 1468 code for a protein of 391 amino acids. The transcript has 3 exons. Gene Ontology annotation, biological process: neuropeptide signaling pathway.